Molecule: messenger RNA, 516 nt
Organism: Anguilla rostrata (American eel)
Lineage: Eukaryota; Metazoa; Chordata; Actinopteri; Anguilliformes; Anguillidae
Product: pro-neuropeptide Y-like
Exons: 3
Coding region: 11-298 (95 amino acids)
Biological process (GO): feeding behavior; neuropeptide signaling pathway
Cellular component (GO): extracellular region
Molecular function (GO): neuropeptide hormone activity; neuropeptide Y receptor binding
Source: RefSeq, a predicted model, not a curated record
CUUGUGGAAGAUGCGCCCUAACCUGGGAACAUGGCUGAGCAUCAUGGCCUUCUUUACACUGAUAUGCUUCAGCAAACUGUCAGACGCAUACCCAUCCAAGCCAGAAAACCCUGGAGACGAUGCACCCGUUGAGGACCUGGCCAAAUACUACUCUGCAUUAAGACACUAUAUUAACCUCAUCACACGGCAGAGGUAUGGGAAAAGGUCCGGGCCUGACACCCUGAUUUCCGACCUUCUGUUGAGAGAGAGCUCAGAAAGUAUCCCACAGUCAAGAUAUGAGGAUCCAUCUAUGUGGUGACAUCAGAAAACGUCCUUACUGUCAGCUACGUGCCUUCACAUGACCAUUUUUGUACCACUCUCACAAUACUGGCUCUCCAGUUCAGAUUGCAUGCAACUAUUGAUCUGCUGUCCAUACAAACUGCUCCUAAACUUAUAAUGUAUACAUAUUGUCUGAUUAAAGUCAUGAGAGUUGAUUUUGUAAAGUAAAAUUGUGUCAUUAAAUGUCAUUAUUGUAAA